GCAGCGGCCACAGCCGGCCUGUGGCAGCGCCGCCCGCCUGGUUGCCUUUGCGGACCUGGCGGCGGCGACCGUGGGAGCUCAUGGAGCUUUCAAGAAACUCCUCCGAUGGGACCAGGAGGUGGACGCGCCUGGGCCGUUGCCGGCAUUUCUUUUGGCUGGGCGUGGUCUUCGACACGGUGGGCCUGACAGUGCUGUUCACCGGGGUCUUCGCUGACCUGCUGUUCUACGACCUGCUGCUCUACCUGGGUUCCAUCAUCAUCUUCUUCAGCCUCCUCUGGUGGGUCUUCUGGUACACCGGCAACAUCGAGCUGAGCGCCGAGGACGCCCUGAAGAGGCCCUUCCCCGUGCCCUCCUCCACCGUGGUGGAAGCCCUCAGCCAGGGCGUGGGCCACCGCCUAUCCUUCACCGUCUGCAGCGUCUCCACCACCCUUCUGCGGAUCCGGCGGCGGCGGCGCCCCAGGAGGGUCGUUCAGAGGACGGCUUCUCUGAGUAUGACCGUCACGGACCAGGUGGAAAGACAGCUGGAAAAGGAGGCCCAGGACAAAGACGGAAUGAGAAGUGUCCAGGAGAGCGGCGGCGCCCAGGAUGUUUGCAGAGGGGAUCUGGGCCCCAAAGCUGAAACUGUCGCAAGUUCCGAGGCAGUUCGCCCCCCAGGGCCUGAUGCUGGUCCUCUGGACCCCGAGGCUGGGCUGCCAAGAUUUGUUAAACGACCAUCUGCGCGUCUGGUGCAGCCUGAGUUCUCUCUGUCUCCUCUGGACCAGGCUCCGCCUCCAGCCAUCCUCCCGUCAGAGAGCCUGCCCGUAGUUCCCUUGGCCUCUACUUGCCAGCCUCUGGCUAUUCUUACUUCGAAGAGCCAUUCCGUCCUUUCCUGGGCCUCUGUGAGCCAGCCUCCAGUCACUCUUGCCUCUGCAAGCCAGCCUGCUGUUCCCUUGGCCUCUACCAGUCAGCUUCCACUCAUCCUUGCCUCCCAGAGC
This is a messenger RNA of Ceratotherium simum simum (southern white rhinoceros), 974 nucleotides long. The record is from RefSeq and is a predicted model, not a curated record. NCBI's taxonomy places the organism in Eukaryota, Metazoa, Chordata, Mammalia, Perissodactyla, Rhinocerotidae.